GCGCAGGCGAGCGCCAAACCUGCGCCUCGCUUUUGAGAAGCGGCUCGCCAUGAAAAAGCAAAGCUUUUCCGGCGCUUUUUCUUAAGCUCGCUUAAUGAAAAGCGAUCGCUUUUAAGAGGUUCUCACAAAAAGCGGUCAAUUGACCAGUCAAGUUAGGGUUAUCACGUUAGAGUCGUACGACUCUUUCCCACUUCAGACAUAGCCGCUGCUGAAGAAAUCGCAGCCUUGAAGAGGAGUUCUCCCAGGUGAUCGUCGUUUCCAAAUUGUAACUGGCAGGUGAAGAGUUCUCCCAGACUUUCUCCUAGGUGCUGUGCAGUAUGGUGAAAUUGGAGAACAUGGCUUUGCGCAUGAGAGUACUCUCAUUGUUGGUGCGUUCGGUAGCAUUGGUGAUCUGCAUAUCCAAUUCACUAGAUGUGUAUGUCAAUAGGCAUCCCUUUGAAAAGUUGGAGAUGUGGCUUCAUAGUUUGCAAAUCAUUCUAUCCUUUCAUCUCAUUGCCUUCCACUCCAGACACUUAAUGAAGGCUUCUUCUACUUAUGAAUAUUUCGCCAUCAUUACAUCUGCUGCUGUCAUCCAUCAAGGUUUAAACAAAGCUUUUUGGGAAGAGUUGGAGAAGACUCAUUUUUCUUUGUCUUGUUUUGCUGUGGGAGUGCAUUUAGUUUGCUUAGCUAAAAUUAUUGGUGAAUUAUUCACAUUGGAGAGCAAUCUCAAUGUGGAGAAGGGUGUCGAUGUUAAGAAGGUUCAAUAGUUGGAAAAACCAUCGGCAAGGAAGUUCUACGUGAUUCACAAGUGAUUGCUCAUGUAAUUUUUGUAUAUCAUAAAGUGACCAUAUGUGAAAUUUUAUUUGGUGGUGUGGACUGUGGACCGCUUCACUGCGGAGUGCGGACUGUGACAUGCUAAAUAAUAAUUUCAAGUUUUCAA
Molecule: messenger RNA, 919 nt
Organism: Cuscuta epithymum
Lineage: Eukaryota; Viridiplantae; Streptophyta; Magnoliopsida; Solanales; Convolvulaceae
Source: the annotation of a GenBank genome assembly